AUACCAGCGGAUCCUGAUCACCCCAUACCCCAUACCAGCGUCCUGAUCACCUCCAUACCCCAUACCAGCGUCCUGAUCACCUCCAUACCCCAUACCAGCGUCCUGAUCACCUCCAUACCCCAUACCAGCGUCCUGAUCACCUCCAUACCCCAUACCAGCACCCUGAUCACCCCCAUACCCCAUACCAGCGUCCUGAUCACCCCCAUACCCCAUACCAGCGUCCUGAUCACCCCCAUACCCCAUACCAGCGUCCUGAUCACCGCCAUACCCCAUACCAGCGUCCUGAUCACCGCCAUACCCCAU
Messenger RNA from Staurois parvus, 303 nucleotides. The record is from the annotation of a GenBank genome assembly. Lineage: Eukaryota; Metazoa; Chordata; Amphibia; Anura; Ranidae.